This is a messenger RNA of Mya arenaria, 1548 nucleotides long. RefSeq lists its product as uncharacterized. Lineage: Eukaryota; Metazoa; Mollusca; Bivalvia; Myida; Myidae. The transcript is spliced from 3 exons. Bases 396 to 992 code for a protein of 198 amino acids. The record is from RefSeq and is a predicted model, not a curated record.
CUUUCAAUAUAAUGUUGUAGAUUUUAUUUUUUAUUUCAAAAUGGUUGUGUUGCAAGUGAAUAAUUCCGAAUAGGAAUGCACAUAAUGUUUGGUGAAGUGAAAACGAAUUAUAAUGAAAUACGGUAAUACACGGUUUCAUAUGCCACAGAAAAUGAAGCGAUUUUUAUUUAAAUUAUUCAGAUAACAUUGGAUACAAAUAGGUUCAACUGAUGCGUGAGUCCUAAAGAUGAGAGAAAACAUACUAAGUGGCUUAGUAAAAAGCUAAGUUGUAGAAUCCUUAGGGCAAUUGAGAUGUUGAAAGCAAAUGAUCAGCUUUGACAAUCAUUGCUGGAAUACAUUUAGUUUCACAAUUAACAAUAGUAAAAGGAAAUUAUAUGUAAGAAAACGUGCAAUAUAUGAAAAUGACUAGGAUUACAUUUCAUAGAAUCAUUGUGUGUAUUCCAUUUCUUGUUCACGCGUCAAGCAACGGCGCUCCGGACCAACGGCCGAGGUACGCGGUCGGACAAGAAAACUUCGUCAAACAUAGGAAUUUCUCUCAUGUGGGUCUAAACAAUUCACCAACAUCAACACAGAUCAUUGAAGUUCCUUCUGCAAUGCUACAAACUCUCAAAUUUAAAUCGAACCUGUUUUUCAACAACUUUUUCAACGUCUACACGACAAAAGCAAAAGCUCUUGCCGAAAAAUUGCACCAUGCAGUCAACCAAGUGCACGCCAUAGAAUAUGAUCUCGAUGAACUAAUAGAAAAUCUUGAGGAUCAAUAUUCAAAAGAAGAAAACGAGUCACGGAAAUCCGUCUUUUCCAAGCUAUUGACUCAAACGACGUUGAAGAGAUUAGAAAUACGGAAUAAGGUGGCUGUAGAGUACGGGAUUCUGCAGUGCGUGUACGUGCUUGGGCGCUCGUGCGUUGUGGACGCGGACUGUCAUGGCCAGGGCUGUAUCCUCCAGUGUCGGCGGUCUUGGGCGCUCUGGUGGCAAACCAGCACCUGUCGCUAGGGCGGAGACCAUCCUGGGUUUAACGAUGGUCUUGAUACAGCGAUAAUACACACCAUUUUGCGUCCGAAGAUAUGGUGACUACUAAGUACUUACAUAACUCAAGAUAUUAUGAUCCGAUUCAAACUAGCUGGUUUCGGUUCGAUACAUGCACACUCGUGCUCAGUGACGUGAAAGUCAAACUUCCUUUAAAAACUGUCACUUGCACACAAUAAAAUUUAAUUGAAUAACUUUAAUAUCCUGAAAAGUUGAUGCAUGGAUGGGUGUUUUUAAUCCAUGAUAUGACUGCAUAUUGAGUGAGUCUGAGUGGCAUGCAUGUUUAUCGAACAGUAACGCGACUGUAAACUUAAAUUAUUUAUAUUGAUAUAACGCUCCAAUGCGGAUAAGUGUCUAGUUUUGAAAACUUUAUAUCUGCAACUACAUUAAAGCUCAUUAAACACAAAAGGAAUGCUUAGCAAGAGGGCCAUGAUGGCCCUAAAACGCUAACAUAAGCAAGGGCCAAAAACUCUUGUGAUAAAGCAUUAAUAAAAAUGUUGCAAUUUAAACAUAUCUUUACUGA